AUGAAGGCGUACCCGGUCGGCAACAUUGACUUGUCGGUCACGUUCGGCAGCAAAGCCAACUUCCGCACUGAGACCCUCACAUUUGAGGUGGUGGACUGGAAGGGAGCGUACCACGCCAUUCUCGGGCGCCCCGCCUACGCCAAGUUCAUGGCAGUGCCCAACUACACCUACGCCAAGUUCUCGGUCAUCAUAGUGAGCGGCUCCUUCGAGCAGGCCUACGUCAGCAGCUGCGAGUACUUCGACCUCGCCACCACUGCGGCGAACUCGGCUGAGCUUGGCCAGCUUCGCGCCACCACUCCCGAGUGCCGUCCUGACCCUGGCAAGCCCAGCCAGGCACCGGCAUUUGUCUCAACCGAUGAAACCAAGUCGGUCGUGUUCGACGACGCCGAUCCAACUAAGACGGUGCGGGUCGGCUCCCAGCUGUCGGCCAAAUAG
This is a messenger RNA of Panicum virgatum (switchgrass), 435 nucleotides long. RefSeq lists its product as uncharacterized. NCBI's taxonomy places the organism in Eukaryota, Viridiplantae, Streptophyta, Magnoliopsida, Poales, Poaceae. The coding region runs from base 1 to 435 and encodes 144 amino acids. The transcript has a single exon. The record is from RefSeq and is a predicted model, not a curated record.